CCUCCGCUCACAGGUGCAACUCCGGUCGAGACCGAAGUAACUCGCAUCGACUUCGUGAACACGGUACAAGACACGGCUACCGUAGCCGAAGGAAGCUACGCUGUCACGCUGAACUUCUGCCAAUUAACGAGUGGCAUGGACGCACAGGCACUCUUGGACUAUCUUGACACAGAGAUGUGGGCAGGCUCGUCUUUGCCCGAUGCCAAAUUGGACGAGUUCGAGGAGAGAAUGGAGGUUGCCAUUGACGGCGAUGCAAUCA
Molecule: messenger RNA, 259 nt
Organism: Amoebophrya sp. A25
Lineage: Eukaryota; Dinophyceae; Syndiniales; Amoebophryaceae
Source: the annotation of a GenBank genome assembly